Phanerochaete carnosa HHB-10118-sp is the source of this 1520-nucleotide messenger RNA. RefSeq lists its product as uncharacterized. NCBI's taxonomy places the organism in Eukaryota, Fungi, Basidiomycota, Agaricomycetes, Polyporales, Phanerochaetaceae. Gene Ontology annotation, cellular component: fungal-type vacuole membrane; nucleus; Gtr1-Gtr2 GTPase complex. Bases 209 to 1234 code for a protein of 341 amino acids. Gene Ontology annotation, biological process: cellular response to starvation; regulation of autophagy; positive regulation of TOR signaling. The transcript is spliced from 4 exons. Gene Ontology annotation, molecular function: GTP binding; GTPase activity. The record is from RefSeq and is a predicted model, not a curated record.
GCCAUGCCUUGCUUCCAGCUUUUCACCACUCUUUCAGCUCAGCUCGUCCACUACCCAUCUGCCGGGUAGAUACUUGCGUCUCAAUAUUCUCAUAAUUAAUUGAGGCAUCGACAGCAUACUUCUGGCAAUAUGAAGAAAAAGGUGCGCUUGUACGGUCGCGUACGUUUAAGGACGUUGGAUACUAUGGCUUGGAUCCUAGGUUCUGCUUAUGGGAGCUUCAGGGAGCGGAAAGACGUCUAUGAGGUCAUUGAUCUUUUCAAACAACCCCGCCUCCCUUACUACUCGCCUCGGCGCGACGAUAGACGUCGAACAGAACCACGUCCGCUUUUUGGGUGACCUCAUUCUCAACCUCUGGGACUGCGGAGGCCAAGAUGCUUUCAUGGACUCGUAUCUUUCAACGCAACAGUCGACCAUCUUCCAGCAUGUCGGCGUGCUUAUCUACGUCUUCGAGGUCGAGAGCCGAAGCGUCCAGCGUGAUCUGGAGUACUAUACCGAAUGCUUGCAAGCCCUCAGAAAAUUCAGUCCGGACGCUGCAGUGUUUUUGCUCGUGCACAAGAUGGAUUUAGUCCGGCCACCGAGGGGACCUGUGCUGGAGAAGAAAACAGCUGAGCUGAGGGCAGCUAGUGGCGACACCGAAAUCACCGUGUUUGGCACGAGUAUAUACGACGAGAGUCUCUAUAAGGCCUGGUCGCGAAUAGUGCACACCCUGAUACCUAAUGCCUCAGUCCUCACAAAGCACCUUGGGAAACUUGCCGAUGCGUGCAACGCAACAGAAGUGGUUCUCUUCGAGCGCACUACAUUCCUAGUCAUCGCUACAUCUUCUCAGCAGCCUCCCUCGCCACCAGCGCCUGCACCAUCUGACCUACCACCAGCCUCUGCUGCAUUAUCCUCGACGCCGUCAUCACUCUCUAGCUUCGGAUCACAUACCGAGCAUGGAUCUCUGGUACACCAAGAGGAUGACAACGACCCUCACAAACUCGAACCGACACGGUACGAGCGGACGUCUGAGUUGAUCAAGGCUUUCAAACACUCUUGCACUCGUGUCCGGGAAGAAUUUCAUGCACUUGAGAUGGAACUUGCAGACUUCACGGCGGUAUUAGACGAGCUAACGAAGAACACAUAUGUUCUGAUCGUGGCACAUGACCCCACCGUCGAGACCGCGGCUUUGAAGAUGAACAUCAGACUUGCUCGGAAAAAGUUUGAAGAACUGCAGAGCGAUAGCCUGCUAACCUAGCGAUGCUGUAAUGCGGAUUUUUCUAUGUUUUCCAUUUUCUGAUGUGAUUAACGGACGGUGUAUAUCCUUUUCUGAAUGCAUAAUGAACCGCACUUCACGCGAAGCGAUCUGUGCAUGCCAGAAUGAUGUGGUCCAGGCCGUGUAUGUGAUAUGUCGAAGUUCGUGAACGACGGGGCGUUCUAUUGCAUAAUGGUAUCAUCGGCGGUCUGGUCUGGGUAUACAGGCGUGUGCUCGUCUGCAGGCUGUUCGUUAAUCACCGCCCACACUGAUGCCUUGAACUAAAGUG